GAAGAGAAAUUUGAAUUAACUAAUGGAUUAACUAACGAAAAACUGAAAGAAACAGAAGAUAAUAAAGAUUAUCAAUUCAAUAUUACCUUUAUCAAAUCAAAAAAGUCUCCAAAAUUCCAAGAAGAAGAAAUGGAAAAUGUCCUACCAGAUUUAUCUGAUAACUAA
Messenger RNA from Ambispora gerdemannii, 165 nucleotides. The record is from the annotation of a GenBank genome assembly. NCBI's taxonomy places the organism in Eukaryota, Fungi, Glomeromycota, Glomeromycetes, Archaeosporales, Ambisporaceae.